CUUUGCACCAACCAAAAUCUGUUGGAAACGCCAACAUUCAAACACAAUCAAAACUUGACCAAUAUGGACGCGAGCUUUCCGCGCGGCAAGAAGCCCAAGACCGCAGAGGAGGAUGCGUCCAAGAAGCGCAAGAAGACGUCCGAUUCGGAAGUCCUCUUCGGCAAGAAGGAUAAGUCCGUCGUCGACGACACGCUCGCAGGUAGUGCCGACCACAAACGACCCAAGCACCACAAAUCCAAAGACGUCAAGUCGUCGUCGACUGCCGCCGACAAGUCCGCUCCGGACGCCAAGCCAGCAUUGGCCCAUGUCAUCACAUUCAAGACGUUGCGUCCGCAGAUGCUGGUCAUGGGGGUCAUUCGUCAGAUCAACGAGCACGACCUCGUGGUGAGCUUGCCCAACAAACUCAACGGCGUCGUCGCGCGCAAGGAAACGUCCGACGAAGCAUCUUCUUCUUCUUCGUCGACGUCUACCCUCACGGACCUCUUCCACAUCGGACAGUACGUUGCAUGCGUGGUCCUCAAAUGUUCCAAGGAAGACCGCGGCAAGCGCAUCGAGCUGUCGCUCCGGACGUCGCUCGUCAACGCAAACCAGAGCGUCAAGCACAUCGUCAAAGGUGCGUCCAUCUACGCCAGCGUCGUCAGCGUCGAAGACCACGGCGUGAUCGUGAACCUCGGCGUCCGAGGGUUCACCGGUUUCAUCCCGACCAAGGACUUGCAUUUGCCGGACGGCCACACGGAAGCGCGCCCCGGUCAGCUCUUCUUUUGCGUCGUCGUGGGUGUCAACGUGCACACCAACACGGCCACGCUGACGACGGAGCGCGCCGUGGCGGUCAAAGCCAUCACCCGCGGCGACUCGUUCACCAUGUCCACUCUGUCGCUUGGCAUGCUCCUCAACGUCAAGGUCGAGGACGUGCUCGCGAACGGCCUGCAAGUCAACUUCCUCACCUUCUUCUCGGGCACGGUCGAGUACAACCACAUGAGUAACCCGUGCCAGAAGGACUGGGCUGCCGCGUACAGCAAGGGGCUCAAGGGCCGCGCGCGUAUCAUCGGGAUUGACAGCACUACCAAAGCCGUGACUCUGUCCAUGGCACCCCACAUUGUCUACUUGCAAGCGCCGGAAUUCAAACAAGCGAUCGGAGAUGUUGUCGAGACCGCCGUGGUGCAUCGCAUCGACGCGGGCAUCGGCAUGCUGCUCAGUCUGGCAGGGCCGGCCAGUGUCGGCGGCGAUCGGCUGUCGUGGAAGGAGUUCCUGCCGGCGUUCGCGCACAUCUCCCGCGUUGCCGACUCGCGCAUUGAAAAGCUCGACAAACACUUCAAGGUAGGCCAGGUGGUCCCGGGUCGCGUGGUUGGGUACUGUGCGUUCGACGGGCUCGUCAACUUGACGUUGGCGCCGUCCGCGUUGACCAAGGCGGUGCUGCGCCAGGCGGACCUGGUACCGGGGUCGCUCAUCAAGGGCAAAGUCGUGUCGGUCGAGUCGUGGGGCAUCCUCGUCGACAUCUGCGACGGCGUGCGGGGCGUCGUCAACUCGUCCCAUGCGCCCACGGUGGCACUCAAGAAGACCAUGUCCAAGUACAAACCAGGCCAUGUGAUCGACGUGCGCGUGCUGCAAGUGGACGUCGCGGCCAAGCGGACCCACCUCACGCUCAAGAAGGGUCUCGUCGCGUCCGAUUUGACACCGCUGACGUCGUACGAACAGGCGACCCCGGGCACCGUCGCCCACGGGUUUGUGACCAAGAUCGCCGACUUUGGGCUCAUUGUCGGCUUCUACAACGGUGUGUUCGGUCUCGUGCCGGCAGCUACGCUGCACAACGCGGGAGUUGAGGACAUUGCGGCCGCCUACUCUGCGGGACAGGUGGUCAAGGUGGCCGUGGCCCGCUGCGACGCCACCAAGAAGCGCAUGACGCUUACGUUCGACACAACCAAGUCGUCCUCUUCGACGUCCGGCAAGGGCGCCAAGGGGUCGCUCCCGUCGUCGUCGCCUGCCGUCGCGGCGGGCACCGUCGUGUCUGUGACCGUCACCGACGUGGAGGACUCGGUCGUCCGCGUGCAAACGGCCGACGGCAUCGACGGCGUGCUCCCGCUGGCCCACUUGACCGACUUCCCGCGCUUGUUUUCGCCUUCCAUCGCGGUGGAAGACACGUUUGACGCGCUCGUUUUGUUCCAGUCGCAAGACGGCCUGCUCCACUUGACCAAGAAGCCGACGCUUUUGGCCCACAAGGCCACCAUGCCGUCCACGUUUCAAGACGUGGCCGAAGGGCGGCUGGUCACGGGCUUUGUGCGCGAUAUCCGCCCGUUUGGGGUGUUUGUGAGCUUCCUCAACAACUUGCAGGCGCUCGCCCCCAUCGCGUUCCUCACGGACCGAUUCGUGAGCUCCCCCGACGGAUUGUUCCAAAUCGGCGACACGGUGCAGUGCCUUGUGCACAAGGUGGACGCGGAGAAGAGCCAGUUCAUGCUCGACUUUCGCGUGCCGUCGCCGUCCGUGGAUGGCCUCUCCGCUUUGUUGGCGGAGCAUGCCGCGUCCCACGCACCGAUCAUCGCGCACACCGUCGGACACUCGGAAAAGGCCGUGUUCAUCUCGGCCAAGAAGUACGGCCACGUGUGUGCGUUGGCGGAGGACGACGCCACGGUCGUGGUUCCCAACACAACCGACUUGGACUGGACCGAGAACGACAAGGUCAAGCUCCGCUUGGUCGACUACGACUUUGACAAGCAAGUGUACUAUGGCCACGCCCUGCCCGCCGAGUUUGUCAAGGCCGGCGACAGAAAAGGACGCAAGGCGGCGGCUCGUCUUGCCAACGACACGGACGUAGACGCGACCAUCUUGCUCUUGCGCGACGAGUAUGCCGUGGUGACGCUAGCCGAGUCUCACGCGGUGGCCCUGCUGCAAGUCGCUUCGUUCCACCAACCGGCGGCAACCUGCGACGACCUGUCGCUGGAAGUUGGCCAAGUGCACAAGGUGAUUGUCAAGGGGCAUGCCAAGGGGAGCGCGCCGUUCAGCGACUUGCCGCUCGUGGUGCUGGCAACGUCGAUCAAAAAGAACAAGGGGACCAAGUCGGCGAAGAAGGACAACCAAGAACUGCACUUGCCCAAGUACCACGGGUCGGACUUUGUGAUUGGUGCGUCGGUGACUGGCCGCAUCGUUGGCAUCAAGGAAGACUCGAUGGAGCUGAAAAUCAAGUGCUCCACGAGCACAGGCAAAGUGAACGCGUUCGUGUCGAUUGUGGACGUGGACGUGACGACCAAGGGCAGCCACCCGUUUGACGCGUUCGCCGUCAACUCGGUCGUGACCGGUCGCAUCGUCGCGUUGGUUGAAAAGGGCGCCAACCAGCGCAAGCCCGUGGGCGAAGACAACGUCGCCAACUUCCGCUCCCUCAACGUGUCGCUGCGUGCGGCGGACCAGACCGGGGACAACUUGACCCCCCGCGCCGACUGGGCCGACGCCGGGUAUGACCUGCUACAGUCGGGCAAGUUCUUGCCCGGCGUAGUCGUGGAAACCACCAAGGACGGGGUCAUGGUGCGCCUCAGUGCCCGCGUCGUGGGCUUCGUGCACGUGCUCGAGCUGUCCACGGACCCGUCGGCGCUAGCGUCGUUUGCGCAGUCGUUCCCUGUCGGCACGCCGCUGUCCGUCCGCGUGCUGUCGUGCGACCCCGACGCCAAGACGCUCGACCUGACGACGCACAAGAAGGCCCGGUCUGCGCUGGAAGUGGGCUCGGUUGUGCUGGGCCGCGUCAACCUCAAGGUGCGUGCGCUCGCGGCUCCGUCCGUGAUGCUGCAAGUGGGCGCCCAUACAUUUGGCCGGAUUUGCGUGAGUGAAGUCGAAGACACGCCGUCCAACUUGCCGCUGGCGGGGCUCGUGCACGGCACGUUCGUGCAGGCGGUGGUGCUGAGCAAGGACCCGUCGUUGGAACUCACGGUCAAGGCGGGCGCGCUCGCCAACCCCAAGCAGUACGCGGCUGCGGACGCGGCGCAAAAGGGCAAAUUGCCCCAAGUCGGCGACUUGGUCUCGGGCUACGUGGCCACCGUUGCGGCAGGCGGAGUGUUUGUCCGUCUGCACCGAUCGGUCACGGCGCGUGUGAUGCUCCGCGACUUGAGUGACGAGUUCGUCAAGGAGCCGGCGGCGACGUUCCCUCCGGGUACGCUCGUGGCCGGUCGCGUGACCAAGGUCGACAACGGCAAAGUCGAAUUGAGUUUGAAGGCGUCCGUGGUGACCGGCUCCACGAGCCAGUUGACGGUCAAGUCGCUCACGGUGGGUCAAACGGUCAAGGGCACGAUCCGCAGCAUCCAAACGUACGGUGUAUUUGUGUUGCUGGAAAACAGCAGCGUCAGUGGACUGUGUCACAUCAGCGAAGUGGCCGACGCCAAAGUCAAGUCACUUGACGGGGUAUUCUCUGUGGGCGACUACGUCAAGGCAAAGGUACUCAAGGUCGAAGGCGGCCGCGUGUCGCUGGGGUUGAAGCCGUCGUAUUUUGAAAAUGAUGUCAGCAGCGACGAAGAAGAGGACGAAGAAGACGAGGUAGAAGUGGAGGAAGAGGACAAUCGGCAAGUGCACGAUGUCGACAUGGACGGCGACGACGACAGCGACGCUGCUGCGGUGGACAUCAACGACGACGACUCUGACGAUGCAAUGGGCCAAGACGACGAUGAUGAUGACGACGACGAGAAUGAACCGGUGGAAGCCCCGCAUGCCGACUUUACAUGGGAUGGGUUUUCGAUCGACCAACCUGCUGCGGCUGCCGACGGGGACGACGAACAAGAUGGCGACGACGCAGCAUCUCAGUCCAAGUUGAAGCGCAUGAAGAAGCGCCUCAAGGAGCAUGAAGACAUGUACGUGGCGUACCGCGAACGCGCGUUGGCGGCGGGCGACAGCGUGCCCGAGAGUGCCGACGACUUUGAGCGGCUGCUGGCCGUAUCCCCCCAAAACUCGUUCUUGUGGAUCCAGUACGUGGCGUUCCACGUGUCGCAGACGGACAUUGCCGCCGCCCGUGACGUGGCAACGCGUGCGACGUCCAAGAUCUCGUUCCGCGACGUCCAAGAAAAGUUCAACGUGUGGGUGGCGUUCCUCAACUUUGAGCACGACCACGGCGACGAAGCGUCGUUCCAGCGCGUGUUCAACUCUGCCAUCCGCGCCAACGACCCCAAAAAAGUGUACCUGCAGCUGAUCGAGAUUUACUCCCGCCACGACCAAGCCGAGGACGUGCUGAGUACGUUCAAGACCAUGCACAAGAAGUUCAACACAAGCGCCAAGGUGUGGCUCAGUAGCCUCAAGUUUCACAUGGCGGCGGGCGACGCGCCGACUGCGCGGCAGCUCCUCUCCCGCAGCAUGCAGUCGCUGCCCAAGCACAAGCACGUCAAGGUGCUGACCAAGUUUGCGCUCAUGCAGUACGAGUUCAACGAGAAGGAGCACGGACGCACGGUAUUUGAACAGCUCGUGGCCACGUACCCCAAGAAGAUGGAUCUCUGGAACGUUUAUCUGGACCGGGAGAUCAAGUACGGCGCCCAAGACAGCACGCGGCUCUUGUUUGAGCGCGCGCUGAGUCUGUCGCUGUCAGCCAAGAAGAUGAAGGCGCUGUUCAAAAAGUACUUGACAUAUGAAAUCGACCAUGGCACGGACGCGUCCGUCGCGCAUGUCCAAGGGCUGGCCGCCGCCUACGUCGAAGCGUCUGCGUAGGACCACACACCGCACACGAGGGCGUAUUUACAUAAGAAGAAUAGACAUUUGACGAUGAUUCAAAGCUGCGGAAGGAUGUGUUGGGUAGCAACGCGCGAAGGCGGUCGGUAUUUGAGUAGCAAUUGAAACGGGUCUAUGGCUAUAUAGUUGGAGGGAUUUGUUAAAGCUCAACCACGCGUAGUGUGUUGGGAGAGCGUUUCGGGGUGUUCGAAGGUCCUGGCUUGACGCUAGGUGCAUCAUGAUAUUGGGGAUGGCGAGUAUGAGUAUGGUGGCGAUGGGACUUUGGUGGUUGCGAUGGGCUUUCUCGGCGAUCACGUCGUGUCCAUUGUUGCUUGGAAGAAGUCGUUGAGUCGCGGCGGUUCGACGAGGAGGCACGACUUGCUGUGGUAUCCAAGUCGACGCCGGAGACGUCUUGGAUGUGUGGUGGAGAAGGACUCGUCAGGACGGCGACGUCGAUGCCACCUUCCGAAACCGGUUCGUCGUGGGCUGGGGCAGGUGAUGUGGCAUGCUCUGGCAGGACAGAAUCCUGAUCUUGUCGAGUGGAGGGGGAUCGGAGGCCGCGGGGACGGUAUGUAGGCUGCUCGUCUUGAGGCACAAACCCAGGUCGGACGCGAAUUUGUUUCCGCACCGACCCGUCGGCCCGUGCAGAUGAAGGAAUGACCACUUCUCCCGACGUUGUUUCCACGGCACCCAAGGGAAUGCGUCGGGUUUGAUCUCGCAUCGUUGUCUUUUCAUCGCUGAUCGAAAGGGAAUCAAUACAUGCCGAGAGGUCGUCGGAGUCUUUUGGGGCAGCUACUGCACGAGGCUUCGGUGGCGUCGAAGUCGAUGCAGCUCCGGCUGCCUGUCGUAGUGCCCUGGGGCGAUACAUAGGUUGUUCAUCCUGGGGGACAAAUCCCUGGCGCACUCGUAUCUCCUUACGCACACUUCCAUCAGCGCGGGCACUUGGAGGGAUCACCACUUUCCCAUCCUCAUUCUCCACUGCGCCAAGCGGCAAUCGGCGCGGUAGCAUCA
Molecule: messenger RNA, 6678 nt
Organism: Aphanomyces astaci
Lineage: Eukaryota; Oomycota; Saprolegniomycetes; Saprolegniales; Verrucalvaceae
Exons: 2
Coding region: 64-5667 (1867 amino acids)
Biological process (GO): rRNA processing
Cellular component (GO): small-subunit processome; nucleus; nucleolus
Molecular function (GO): RNA binding; protein binding
Source: RefSeq, a predicted model, not a curated record